CUUUCUCAUUCACCAACGAUGUCUCUAAGUGUCGACACAACCUCAUUGGAAAGUUCUGAAUUUGAAGACGAUGACGACGCGUAUGCUCUCGAUUCGCUGAUUUCUAGCUCACCAAGUGCAUAUACCCAUACUUUUACCUCUCCAGCUCCAGAGCAUCACCUUGACGAUAGCCAGCUCAACUUGAAGGACAUUCCUGCGGCAGAUCGAAAGGAAACUACUCACAUAAAGACACCCCAACUUCCCAUCGAAGUCAUCGAUUACAUCGCUUCUUUCUUGUUCGACUCUUGCUCAUCUGGCUGCUUCUUCCACAUCCACUCAUUCUCUUUGGUCUGUUCUCAGUUUAGACACGUCGCUCUUCGUCAUUAUUUUUCUUCCAUUCGCAUUGUGUCUGCAAAGCAACUUGCUGCAUACACAAAUUUUCAUUUCUCCUUGGCCUCCCGCAAUACCCCAUGCGACAGUGUUGGAUUAGACUACGUUAAAACACUUACAGCGCCAUCGCACGCUCUUGAAGCAGCAUCGUGGAACCCGUCUCUUUAUAGGAACCUGAAGCACUUGAUCAUCUCUUUCUCAUCGGAUGGAAGACAAUCCCAGACAACGCGACUGAAGCGCAUCUUCUCACCACCAGCAAUCCCCCUGAUUACAUGGUUUCUUCCUCAGCUUACAUCUCUCACAAUGACAAAACUCUGGCGAAUUGACGUAACUUUGCUGAAAACGGUUGCAUCUGCGUUCCCUUCUGUGAAGGUCCUGCACCUUAGUUGUUCGGAACAGCUAGAUGUCUCCUGUUGUUGGCCUUGCUUCGAAGAAAGUUCAUCUGCCGUCGUGCACUCGCCAAUCCCGAACUACUUCCAUGACAUCACGAGAUUGACGGACAGCUUCGCGGAUUCACUGGAAACACUAACCCAGCUGACUGAUCUUCACCUUGGUAUCUUUCUUUCAGACGAGGAAAUGGUGGAAAAGCAUCUUGAGCACUACGACACCCCGUUGGCCUUCGAUCAUACGCUCCGAACAGCGUUCAGUCCCAAAGCUGCAUCUCCUCCCACUGGAAACAUCCUCAGUCAACCGGAAACCGAGACUACCACAGGACUCAUAUCCUAUUCAAUAGACAAAGAUGACGAAAAAGAGGAGCCUCGCUACGGAGCCUGUACUGAAGACCUCCCCUUUCCUCACGGCCCAGAGCUCUGCCGUACAUGCAACCUCAUCGGAUCCGCCUCCAAGGUACGCACACGAGAGCUGGAGGCAAGUCUCGCGCUCGCCAGGAAAAUCAAGACUUUACGGACGGUUGGCUGGAGCUCGUUCUUCUCACAUCUGGCCUUCGAGCCAGACGAAAAAUAUGCUGGCGAUUGGCGUAGGAGAACAACAGUUUACAUUCUACGUGCGAAUGGGAGGGUGCGAGUGCGUAGGAGACCCUGGUAAUGCGUAAUUUUGCAAUCAGAUAAGCAUCGUUUGUUCUCCGUUCAAACCCGAACCAGGAAGCAUUAGUGUCUUUUCGUCUGUGAAAUGCUCCCCUACAAUGUAUUGCACGCAAACAGCCGCCAUGCAAUCGCAUCAUUCGAAAUUUUCAAGUUGUACGUUGAGCCCUGAGCAAUAGGUUGAUAUGGCGUCAUUGCGUAGCUUUAAAAUUAAAGCGGAAUCAGAGGGACGAACAAUGGGCUCAAUGGAUUGUGCCA
This is a messenger RNA of Suillus clintonianus, 1667 nucleotides long. RefSeq lists its product as uncharacterized. The record is from RefSeq and is a predicted model, not a curated record. The transcript is spliced from 3 exons. Lineage: Eukaryota; Fungi; Basidiomycota; Agaricomycetes; Boletales; Suillaceae. The coding region runs from base 19 to 1413 and encodes 464 amino acids.